AUGUCAACCCAAGCUGCUCCGGUCAUCCCUCCUCGACCGGCUCGAUCUCCACAACCAUCGUCGUCGUUAGAAAUGCCCAAGAUACCACCUCGCCCGGGCAACCGCCGUAAUGAUCGUUCAGUUUCCCCUAUGCGUGGUAGCUAUGCACCUUCGCCGUUCAAUGAAUGGACUGGUCCUAGCAUGAGCCGUACCGUUUCAAAUGAUCCACCCCCACGUCCUCCCAGCGUCACAAUACCGUCUCUUGGCGAGGAAGGGAUUGAAUAUGCGGACCUCGAUCCAGGCAACGUGUCGGAUAGCCAUCACCAGACACCCGCGGAGACUCGUAAUGUUAGCAGUGAUCUUAAGAUCCAUGCUCCGAGACCGUCCUUGCCCAUUUCAAGUGCUGAAGCAAAGGUUCAGGCUGUCACCCGCACUGACUCCCGCCAGGCUGCUGCGGCAGGCCUGGGCCGUGGCGUUUCACCUGCUCGUGAGGAACAAGAACGCUCAAGUCGUUCACUGAAUUCCAGAGCGAGUGGCACACGUGCCGAAUCCUCAACUGCAUCCAAUGAACGCCGGCUCUCUUCCCAUCACGGAGAGGAGCAGGGCUUCCGUGUGCCCAUGUACCCAAAUGCCGGUGACGUUCAGGCACCAUCUCCCAGCCCGUUCCUCGAAGGCUCGCAGCGGACGAGCCGCAACCACAACCGUACUCGUAGUGCUCGCGACUCUUCCCUGCCCCCUGGUAGCUAUGGUCUACACGGGCAUGGCGUUCAGCAUCCCGAUAAGUUUGAAAAGGCGUGGUACGAAAAGCACCCCGAUGAAUUCGUGAGGGAAGAAGGACAAUAUGGCCCCGGUGUCACUCCGCGUCCUGAUUGGGCAAUGAGUAGCGAUGAUCUGAACAAGAUUGUUAGAAGCUCAGCCCAGACUGGUUCCGGUCUUGGUACUUCCCCAACGGUUGUGGGCACCCCCGAAGAGGAGGUUGGGUAUAUCGCGUCCGACGAGUACAUACAUUCAAUUGCUUCUCCUCCCCUUGAUGCUCGACUCGAAAGCCAACCGGCUGUUGAGUCACCACUCCGACAAAUGACUUUCCCUUCAGAGGGUGCGCAGAAGCAAACCACCGCAAGCCCGCUGCGUCACCGUAGAUCCAGUUCGCACGGGCAUCGUGAGGGUGGCGUGAUCCAUGUGGAUGAUCCGAUGCAUCCUUUACAUCACCCGGACGGAUUUGCUCCGACCCCGGCGUUGGAAGACCAUGAGCCAACGUAUGAGAAUGCCGAGGAAGAGGAAGAGCCAAUUUUGGCUGCUGACGAAAUUCGCCCUGAGUCGGCGUACUUACAUCCCGCCGUCUCGCCAACAUUUGAUCGUCGGGCAAGCUUCGAGGAUGAUGGCCGCAGUCGGACCCCUAGUGUCCACAGCCGUUCUAACAGUCGAUCAGCAAGCGCGCAAGGUCAAUUCCCGGUGCUGACCCGCUAUGACUCGCGUGAGGAUACGCAUACGCCGCUUGAAGACGUCGAAGAGUAUGAGCCGCUGUUUCCUGAAGAUGAUGCCCAGAAAGAGAAAACGGUGUCAGCUGCGGAUCGUUUCAAGAAGAGGCCGGACACACUCAAGCAUAGAUUCCCUAGCCAGGAUAUCUGGGAGGAUGCCCCUAACAGCCUGCAGCUUCAUGCCACCGUCACCACCCCAGAUCUGCCUAAGCGAGAUUCUUCCGAAAUCUUCGAAACACCCGAGCAAGAGGCCACGCGCAGGAUGCAGAGCACCAAAGUCGACUCACAUCAGGUGGCGACCCACAUCCUGGAAGGCGAGAGUAUCAAGGACAAACUCCCCCCGCGACCAGAGACUUUGAAACAGCGUUUCCCCAGUAGAGAUAUUUGGGAAGAUGCUCCUGAUAGUCAUCAGCUGGUGACCACAGUUGAGCCCGCAAAAGAAGAAUUAAAAAGUCCAGAAGUACCUUCCAGGCCUGGAAUUCCCCCGCGCCCGCAGAGACUGACUCAGUCUACCUCACCGACCGAGAAACGCCAACCACCAACAAUUCCAGAUAGACCCAAGCCCCAGUUCCCUAACCGUCCCGCUAAGCCUGGCUCUCGGGCCACAGCAAGCUCCGCUGAAGCUCCGAGGGAAGCACCUGCAGUCAAGGCCAAGCCCGCAAUUCCUGCUCGCCCUGGUGGAAGCAAGAUCGCAGCCAUGAAGGCGGGCUUCCUCACUGAUCUGAAUUCACGCCUGCAGCUGGGUCCCCAGCAGCCCAAGCCUCAAGAAAAGGAGCCCGAGGAGACGGUUGAGAAGCAGCCCCUGAGUGAUGCUCGCAAGGGAAGAGCCCGCGGUCCAGCUCGACGAAAGCCAGCCGUCGUGAAACCCACUUCUAAACUGCCCACUAUUCCAGAGAUCAAGAUCACAGAAUCUCUCAAUGUCUGGCAAGUUGGCCAGGAUGGGAGUCUGGUUGUUGGGACCGGUGAUAACCACAAGUCUCCCAUCGCAGUGAAAGAACCGUCGGUGUUUGCUGUACAGCCAAUGGCCCCUCCAAUUGCCAGGAAUACAGCCGGCGAAUUUGUGGACCCAACGCCCGAACCUCCUGCUGUGGAGGACGUGACUCUGCCCGCAACCACAACAGCAGAUGUUCAGCCUUUACAGACCCCAGCAGAAACCUCAGAACCCGCUGAGUCGUCUCCGACGGCAACCGAAUCUUCAGAUAAACAGGAGAAAAAGGACGGUGUGGACGUAAAGCCCUCCGAGCCUGUCUCUGAACCUGCAGUUGUUGCCGCGGCGAUGCCUGAAUCUGUCUCGACUCCAGCUAAGCUAAAUGACGCCCUGGAAGACAUAGCUGCGUCAGCUGAUGGUAAGAGAAAGUCUGACGGUAGCAUUCACCCUGAAGAGUAG
Molecule: messenger RNA, 2844 nt
Organism: Penicillium coprophilum
Lineage: Eukaryota; Fungi; Ascomycota; Eurotiomycetes; Eurotiales; Aspergillaceae
Product: Aim21 family protein
Exons: 2
Coding region: 1-2844 (947 amino acids)
Source: RefSeq, a predicted model, not a curated record